AAAAAGUGCCUUGGUUGCCCUGUUUUAUUUUAUUUUUUGGGGGGAUUCGACAGCGAGAGCGGAUCGGCGCGGCGGCGUUUUGUGAUGAAGGGAGGGAGAGCGAGGAGGCCGAUCCAUGUGGUGUUGUCAUGGGUGAAGCGGCAGCCGCCCAAGGUGAAGGCGUUCCUCAGCGUGGUUGCCGGCAUGGCGGCCCUGGUCUUCCUUCGCUUCAUCGUCCACGACCAUGACAACCUCUUCGUCGCCGCUGAGGCUGUGCAUGCCGUUGGAAUCUCUGUCCUAAUCUAUAAACUCACCAAGGAGAAGACUUGUGCCGGACUUUCACUGAAGUCUCAAUACUUAACAGCCUUGUUUUUAGCUGCUAGACUCUAUUGCAGCUUCGUAAUGGAAUAUGAUAUACAUACAGUGUUGGAUACUGCGACUCUUGCUACUACACUUUGGGUCAUUUAUAUGAUUCGCUUUAAAUUGAGGACAAGUUAUAUGGCUGACAAGGACAACUUUGCUAUAUAUUACGUGGUUCUGCCUUGUGCUUUGUUAGCCCUUGUGAUUCAUCCUUCAACAUCCCAUAAUAUAUUCAAUCGGAUUUGUUGGGCCUUUUGCAUUUACCUGGAAGCUGGUUCAGUACUGCCCCAGUUACGAUUGAUGCAGAACACAAAGAUUGUAGAACCUUUCACAGCUCACUAUGUUUUUGCUCUAGGCGUUGCAAGAUUUCUGAGCUGUGCUCACUGGGUCCUUCAGGUCCUUGAUACUCGAGGAAGAUUAUUGACAGCUUUGGGGCAUGGCUUGUGGCCAUCCAUGGUGCUUCUUGCUGAGAUUGUUCAAACUUUCAUCCUAGCUGAUUUCUGCUACUACUACAUUAAGAGUGUUGUUGGUGGACAACUAGUGCUACGGCUUCCCUCUGGUAUAGUGUAGUCUGAGAUCUCUUUGCACAUAUGAGUUGUAAGUUAAGUUGGAUUUCUUUGUUCAUGUGUACUCUUUUGCUUGAAGUCUCAGUAUGGAAUAUUAUUGACUAAACUGCGACUUGUUUAAGUUUAAAAAAGAAAUUACUUUUCCUUUCAA
This is a messenger RNA of Zingiber officinale, 1056 nucleotides long. Its product is annotated as ER lumen protein-retaining receptor erd-2.2-like. The record is from RefSeq and is a predicted model, not a curated record. Gene Ontology annotation, molecular function: ER lumen protein retrieval receptor activity. The coding region runs from base 85 to 909 and encodes 274 amino acids. Gene Ontology annotation, cellular component: membrane. Gene Ontology annotation, biological process: protein retention in ER lumen. The transcript has 6 exons. NCBI's taxonomy places the organism in Eukaryota, Viridiplantae, Streptophyta, Magnoliopsida, Zingiberales, Zingiberaceae.